This is a messenger RNA of Polyodon spathula (Mississippi paddlefish), 1331 nucleotides long. Its product is annotated as homeobox protein HMX1-like. Gene Ontology annotation, cellular component: nucleus. Gene Ontology annotation, molecular function: DNA-binding transcription factor activity, RNA polymerase II-specific; RNA polymerase II transcription regulatory region sequence-specific DNA binding. The record is from RefSeq and is a predicted model, not a curated record. Lineage: Eukaryota; Metazoa; Chordata; Actinopteri; Acipenseriformes; Polyodontidae. The transcript is spliced from 2 exons. Gene Ontology annotation, biological process: regulation of transcription by RNA polymerase II; negative regulation of DNA-templated transcription. Bases 294 to 1184 code for a protein of 296 amino acids.
CCAAUCGCAGAAUACUACAUGCUUGUUAAGCGUUUAACUCGCAUGACAUGUGUACUUUAUCAUUAUCGCUUUCCCUUGUGUUCUAUCGCCUGGGAUGUUCCGCGGCAAUUUCAUAGUGUUUAUCAUGGGAACUAUUUGAAAUGAUUUAUCAUAUAAAUCGAGGCCUACGAGAAGGAACCCUUUUUGUUCGAUUAAAGUAAACGGUGCUACAGCCUAUAUACAAAUCAAUACAUUUAUUUGAUCUAGUAAAGAGAAACUACAUCGAGUUCAGCUUGGAUUUGAAAAAGAACAACAUGCCAGACAAAGCAACAGCAGAAAGCCAGAAUUCGACCUCUGCGCGAGUUUCUUCGUUUUUUAUUGAGAAUUUGCUGGGAUCAAACAGAAAAGAAAGCAAAAAUGAGAAGAAUCGUGACCAUAUAGGCGACUGCAGCAAAGAGAAGCGUUUUCACAGCGCGCUGGUCAUCAGCCGUUGCAGUCCGAUCUCGAGCGCGGCGUUCAGUACACAAAACUAUCCGAUCAGGGCAAAUCCAUUGGAAUGGUACAGAGGAGCAAAGCAGAACUCCAGACAGUACGAAGGGACUGCGAGCCCCAAAGAGGAAAAUCGUCAUUUCGAAGAUCCGUGUUGUUUAGUAACAGCAAGCGACCGCGAUUCUCCAUUAAUAUCGGAAUCCGCAGGACAAAAAGCAGAGAGGAAACAAGAUGACAGCGUAGACGAUGAAAAGGGGGACGAUAUGCUGCAAAGUUGUAAUGCCGAUCAAGAAACCCCAGAGCAGAAAUCUGCCCGGAAGAAGAAAACUCGAACAGUCUUCAGCAGGAGUCAAGUUUUCCAGCUGGAAUCGACCUUUGACACCAAGAGAUACCUGAGCAGUUCCGAAAGAGCGGGGCUGGCGGCGGCGUUGCAUCUCACUGAGACCCAGGUCAAAAUUUGGUUCCAGAACAGGAGAAACAAGUGGAAAAGACAACUUGCAGCGGACUUGGAAGCUGCGAAUCUUUCCCAUUCCAGUCAAAGGAUUGUAAGAGUUCCCAUUUUAUAUCAUGAAAACUCUAGCCCCGCUACAUUGGGUUUCAACGUGCCUCAAGUGUCGCCUCCUUUGGUUGGCUUUUCCAGCUCUGUGAAUUAUCCCCUUUCAGCAUUCCCCCACUCUAUGGCUUUUCUACGGUCACAAAUGACAGGUCUUGUAUAAGCAUAUGUAAUAAGAAUUAGAAAUGUGGAAUAAUUAACGGACUGCUUACUAAUGCAAGUAAACAGUGCUGAGCACCCAAAGGAUAACACAACAAGAUGAAUUGAAGCAGUAUAUUCAAACAACCUGCAUCAUUACUAAUAUACAACA